Messenger RNA from Ceratotherium simum simum (southern white rhinoceros), 2611 nucleotides. The record is from RefSeq and is a predicted model, not a curated record. NCBI's taxonomy places the organism in Eukaryota, Metazoa, Chordata, Mammalia, Perissodactyla, Rhinocerotidae.
AGUCAGGCGGCGGGUCCGCGCUGGGGGCCGUGUUCCCCUCCACACCCUGCUCCAGACCGAGAUGCCCGCAGGAGCGGCCCGUCUAAGUCAUCACUCAGGAGGCAAACCUUGGUCCUUUUGUCCCACCCUCCCGAUGUUGCCUACCAGAACCAGCACGCCCAAGAAGCACAGUGUGGUGCCCAACUUGAUGGAGAAGAGCUUGGUGGUCCUCCGGAGCGUGGCCUGCCGGGACUGCCAGGCCCCAGAACGGAAGCUUCGCCAGAAACAGCGCUCCCUCGGCAAGUCGGCUCAGGCCAUCAGCAGCUACUACAGGAAGAUGAGCCAAGCCAAGCAAGACACUGGCCCCGAGGAUGCUGGCUUCGUGUCCGAAGUGGAGGAACUGCGAAAGGCGUUUCUCAGGCGUCCUGGCUGCCCCCAGUUUAGCACCAGGGCCACGUCCGUGUCUCAUUUUGGUUCAGCCACGACAGUCGCUUUGCCUGAGGAGUUGUGUGUCGGCUCUGAGACCUGGAAGAUGAACGAGGACUCGUUCUCCAGCCAGUGGGGGUCAGACACGAAGGCGGACGGGCGCCUCCUCCCCGUUAGUAAGAGUGCCUGCGAGUUCAAUUACUUUCGGAAGAAGAGCGAAUCCCAGACAUUGAGCCCAGUCACCAGCAGCCCAGUCCUAGCACAGAGCCACCCGAGAAAGCGGAUACCCUGGUACAUCUCGGUCAUCCAUGAGAAGGAUCACUGCCUGUUCACGCUGGGGGAGGAAGUCCAGCGCCUCUCCGAGCUGCAGGUGCAGGUUCAGCAGAAAGACGAGGAGAUCUUGGCCCUCCAGGAGGAGAGGGAGGCCCUGAAGAAGCAGCUGAGAUACCGUCUCAACAGCAAAGGCCAAGAGACACCAGGGUACCAGGGCACGCAGGAGCGGCCCUCAGAGUCCAUGCCAAAGGCACUGGGGAGGCUGAGCAUCCUGAAAAGCUUCUUGAGAGACGACGAGGAGCAGCACCGCUGGCAGCAGAUGCACGAGGAGUAUGCCAUGAGCGACAGAGGCAAGGACACGGAAGCAGGCGGUGUUGAAGAGGAAGAGAGCCUGGAAGGGGAGGACGAGAGGGCGGCGGACAAGGGAGCAAAAGACCAAGUGGGCAGGAUGGGGUCUGUGCACCAGGAGCGAGGUGAGGAGGAGGAGGAGGAGGAGGCAGUGAAACUGGAAGAGGAAAGGGAGGUGCAGGAGGAGGAGGAGGACACCAACCCCAGCAGGAGGAGGACUUACUCCCUGGACGAGGCGUUUGAGCAGGAGCUGAUGGCCCAGCUGGAGGAGUACGAGCAGGUGAUCCAGGAGUUCCAGUUAGAGCUGGAGAUCACCAGGACCAGAUACUCCCUCGCAAUAGGGGCCAUCACGUCUUUACAACGACAAGUGGAUUUCCAAGAAUCCCAGCUGCAAAAGGUCAACACAGAAAACGAGAUGCUGCAGAAGGAGCUGCGAGAGCGGAAGCGUCAGUUACAGGCCAUGUCCGACAAGUUCUCCAACCUCCGAGAAGACAAGAAGCACCAAGAGAUGAUGGGGCUCAUUGAGAAGGACAACUAUCUCCUCCGACAGCAAGUGUCCGAGCUGGAGCGCGAACUCACCAAGCGGGAGCACACCAUCUCGGAGGCUGACGCCAAGGUCAGCCAGCUGCAGGCCCAGGUGGCCCAGAACCAGAACCAUCUGCAGAGGUGGAAGCAGCUGCAGGGGGAAAUGCAGGACAAGAACGAGAUGAUCCAGCAGGCGGAGGAGCAGGCCCGCGUGGCCCUGGAGAUGGCCCAGUCCAGGCUUGAAAGACUAAGAAACAAGAUCAUCCAGGCCACCUUUAGCACCUCAGGGAUCAAGUCUGUGGCCACUGAGAUCUCUGACAGUGACAUCCUGGAAGCCUUGCAGAAGAUCAUCUCGGAGAGAACCGACUACUACAAUCAACUGAAACUGAAGGGGGUCAAAGUGCCCCCCCUGCAACAGCUGGAGGUCUCAUCCUUGGCAGGCAAAUCCAAGAAGCUGCCCUCCAAGCGCGCCCAGAGGCUCUCGGAGCUCCGCUGCUGCGUUCGAGCCCUGUCGGCGGGGUCUGUGGGGAGGACCCGGCGCCAGCGCGGGGCUGCAACAGUGGGCGGGGGCUCGGAGAUCCUGGCCGCGUCCGGCCCUUGGGGAGCGCCGCGCCCUGCGGCCCCUCCUCCCUGCGGCCUCUCGCCCCUGCACCCCUCACUCCUGCCAUCCCUCGCCCCCUCGCCCUCUGCAGCCCCUGGCCCCUGCAGCACGCACCUCCUCCGCGGCGCGGUCCAAGAAGGCCUGGCGCCUGGGGUCCGCACCCCAGCUCGCUGCACCCCGGCGCCGGCCGUCCGCGCGGCCUCUUGGCGGCCAGGCAUCUCUCCCCGCAACCCCAACUCCCCCGGCCUGCCACCGGGAGGAGGUGGGUCUGGCUGCGGCAGCCCCCGGCCCUCCGAGGCCGCGGCCUCUCUGGCCUGCGAGCGGCCGGCCGGGGAGAGUGGCAUUGCCGGGGUCGGGGGGGGCAAGAGGGGCUGUCCCCGGCCCACCGACCGCUGGGUCCAACCCUCGGAGGGGCGGCCAGAGGCCGGAACUGCCCCCCAGCUCCUGCUGGCCGCCUGA